Molecule: messenger RNA, 1083 nt
Organism: Panicum virgatum (switchgrass)
Lineage: Eukaryota; Viridiplantae; Streptophyta; Magnoliopsida; Poales; Poaceae
Product: glycine-rich cell wall structural protein 2-like
Exons: 1
Coding region: 102-782 (226 amino acids)
Source: RefSeq, a predicted model, not a curated record
GAGCUCUCGUCUUUAUAUAACGCGAGCUUCCGCCAGUAGGAGGCUCACACUUGCAGCUGCUGCCGCGGUAGGUGCUUUGGCCUAGCUGCUCGGGGUCACCAAUGGCGUCCAAGGCGUCGCUCUUCCUUGCCCUGAACCUCAUGCUCUUCGUGGUCACCAACGCCUGCCCUUACUGCGGCUCGGGCAACAAUGGCGGCCACGGUGGCAGCGGGAGCCACGGCGGGAGCGGGGGUAGCGGGAGCCACGGCGGCAGCGGGAGUCAUGCUGGCGGAGGAGGCUACGGGCCGGGUAGCGGCAGUAGCGGCGGCAGCUGGGGAGGCAACAAUGGCGGUGGCGGCGGCGGCGGUAGCGGUGGCAACGGCGGUGGGUACGGCCCCAUUGGCGGCGGUGGCAGCGGCGGCGGGAUAGGCCCUAUUGGUGGAGGAGGCGGUGGGAUCGGACCCAUCGGAGGAAGCAGCGGCGGCGGCAUCGGACCCAUCGGCGGCGGAGGCGGCGGUGGCAACGACGGCACGAGCGGGUGGUACGGGCACUGCCCGACGAACGCGCUGAAGCUGGGCGUGUGCGCCAAUGUCCUGGACCUGAUCAAGGCGAAGGCCGGCGUCCCCGUUGACGAGAAGUGCUGCCCGCUGCUCAACGGGCUGGUGGAGCUGGACGCCGCCGUGUGCCUGUGCACGGCCAUCAAGGCCAACGUGCUGGGGCUCAACCUCAACAUCCCCGUCAACCUCAGCCUCGUCCUCAACUUCUGCGGCAAGGGCAUCCCCUCGGGCUUCAAGUGCACCUAAUCACGCAUGCUCAGCACGUGACAAAUUUGCGCCCGUGCCAACCUAGUACCUGCAUGAUGGGGCGAUAUUGGUAAUAAGCAAGCUUGUCAUCGUUUAGUUGCCAUUGCAUUAUUGUUAGUUUAAUUUCGUUUCAGCUAGAGACUGAGUUAAUCAAGUCGUCGGUGUAGCAUGUUGCUGCCUUUGCGUUUAAGAGGGGUACGUGGUGUCCAGGUUCAAGUUCUUGGGUACUUGUACUUCUCCAUUUUUGAAUUCACAUUCAGAUUUAAUUUAUAAAAAUGGUGGACGGCUCCUCUCCUUUGUC